This is a messenger RNA of Podarcis muralis (Common wall lizard), 561 nucleotides long. It is a transcript of the gene RPS15A, whose product is annotated as ribosomal protein S15a. Gene Ontology annotation, molecular function: structural constituent of ribosome. Gene Ontology annotation, cellular component: ribosome. The record is from RefSeq and is a predicted model, not a curated record. Gene Ontology annotation, biological process: translation. Lineage: Eukaryota; Metazoa; Chordata; Lepidosauria; Squamata; Lacertidae.
ACAAUGUAAUCUCGCGAGAGAAACCCCCGCCACUUCCUUGUUAUCCUGCCGCCUCGAUUUCCCAUAACACCCCGCGCUCGCCCGGCCGCCUUCCUUUUUCCGCCAUAUUGCUGCACUGGCAUCAUGGUGCGCAUGAACGUUCUGGCAGAUGCUCUAAAAAGCAUCAACAAUGCUGAGAAGCGUGGAAAACGUCAAGUACUCAUCAGACCAUGCUCGAAAGUUAUUGUCCGGUUCUUAACCGUGAUGAUGAAGCAUGGUUACAUAGGUGAAUUUGAGAUCAUUGACGAUCACAGAGCUGGGAAGAUUGUCGUUAAUCUCACAGGCAGACUCAACAAGUGUGGUGUGAUCAGCCCCAGAUUUGAUGUCCAACUGAAGGAUUUGGAAAAGUGGCAGAACAACCUGCUACCUUCACGUCAGUUUGGGUACAUUGUGCUGACAACUUCAGCUGGCAUCAUGGACCACGAGGAAGCUAGGCGAAAACACACAGGAGGAAAAAUCCUGGGAUUCUUUUUCUAAACUUGUAAAAAGAGGCAAACUAAUAAAUUGUUCAAAUAGACUCUU